Molecule: messenger RNA, 1482 nt
Organism: Nelumbo nucifera (sacred lotus)
Lineage: Eukaryota; Viridiplantae; Streptophyta; Magnoliopsida; Proteales; Nelumbonaceae
Product: WUSCHEL-related homeobox 1-like
Biological process (GO): plant organ development
Molecular function (GO): DNA binding; DNA-binding transcription factor activity
Source: RefSeq, a predicted model, not a curated record
CUCAAAUACCCUCCAUACAGCUCACUAUACAGGAUUCAUUCCCUUCCCUUGCAGAGAAACACGUAGAGAGAGAGAGAGAGAGUACCACUGGAACCAUUACUACCACCCAAGCCAACACAUCAUUCUCUUGUCUAAUUCCUUCACCUACACCUGCAAAAUUAUUCAGUUAAAUAUAUAGAAACCAUUUUCCUCGUAGAUAGAAAGAAACCAGAGAGUAAUAGUAAGGGAAAGAGAGAGACACACACACAUACACACACAGAGAUUGUUAUUACUGUUGCUGCUACAAUGUGGAUGAUGGGUUGUAGUGAUGGUAGUGGGUUUAACAUGCCGGAUUCGUUCAACAGUCGGAAACUUCGGCCUCUCAUGCCAAGGCUUACAACUAACAGCACUAAUUCUGCAGCUGGAAUAGCUCCUUGCUUGAGUCGUAUUCAUGGUACUGAUCUCUUUGCGUUGAAUACUCAUCUGGCAACUGUAAACGAGCAAAGUAAGAGAGAGUUUAUAAGUGCACAACCAGUGGUGAGCUCCAGGUGGAACCCUACACCGGAGCAGCUACGCACCCUUGAAGAAUUGUAUCGAUGUGGUACUCGAACACCGACAGCUGAGCAAAUCCAACACAUCACUGCUCAGCUUCGUCGCUUUGGUAAGAUCGAAGGGAAGAAUGUUUUCUAUUGGUUUCAGAACCACAAGGCCAGAGAACGGCAGAAACGCCGUCGUCGCGCUGCCGAAGAACAACAGCACUGUGAUACCGAAAACUUGGACAGGAAAGAAUCGGGGUCGAGUAAGACAGGCUUUGGUAUUGAGCAGACCAGGAAUUGGACCUGGGCUCCCCCUACCCUUGCAGAGGAAACUGUUUCAAUGCAAAGAGCAGCAGUAGCAGAAAGUAGAACAGACGGAUGGAUUCAAUUCGAAGAGGGAGAAUUACAGCAAAGAAGCAGCUCGGUAGAAAGGCAUGCCACGUGGCAAAUGAUGCAGCUAUCUUCUUCUUGUCCAAGCACCACUCUCAUAAGCAACAUAACCACAGCAACAACAGAAAUAGACCCAAAACUUGUAAACAAUCGACCUCUGGACAUUUUCAAAACAACCUGCAGCACGGAACAUCUCUCUACCCUCCUCAUCAAUGGCGAAGAUCGCAACGGCGAGGAGGAAUGUGGAGAAUCACAAACACUUGAGCUCUUCCCGCUGCAAAGCGAGAGAAACAAUGGUUCUGAUGAUGCAGAGAAAGAAACGGAGGUGGCGAAUCCAACCAUGAAUACUAACUUCACUUCUUAUCAGUUUUUUGAAUUCCUUCCUAUGAAGAACUGAAGAAGGAAACUUACCCAUGUUGCCAAUAGUGGUUGGUCAUGGGGUUUACUUUGCUAUGUAUUUAAGGUAAUGGGUUAUGUUUAGAUUUUGUUGUUAUUGGAAAUUGGGACUGUUCUUAAUUAGUGCUUUUCUUGUUAGAUCUCAUGGAAGGCGCAAAGGUUGGAUGUGGGUAUUUAGUGA